CGGUAGCGCCAUGUCGAUGGAGGACCCCUUCUUCGUGGUGAAGGGGGAGGUGCAGAAAGCCGUGAACACCGCCCAGGGGCUCUUCCAGAGGUGGACAGAGCUCUUGCAAGAUCCCUCCAUCGCCACAAGAGAAGAAAUUGACUGGACCACUAAUGAGCUCAGGAACAACUUGCGGAGCAUCGAGUGGGACCUGGAAGACUUGGAUGAAACAAUUAGCAUUGUUGAGGCAAACCCACGGAAAUUCAACCUCGAUGCGACGGAGCUGGGUAUCAGGAAAGCCUUCAUCACGAGCACACGGCAGGUGGUCAGGGAAAUGAAGGAUCAGAUGUCAAACUCCUCCAUGCAAGCACUGGCUGAAAGGAAAAACAGGCAGGCACUCCUGGGAGAAAGCGGGAGUCAGAGUUGGAGCUCUGGACCUGACAAAUACAGCCGUCUGGACCGGGAGCUGCAAUUAGCAAAUUCACACUUCAUUGAGGAGCAGCAAGCUCAACAACAGCUAAUUGUGGAGCAGCAAGAUGAGCAGUUGGAGCUGGUCUCUGGCAGCAUCGGGGUGCUGAAGAACAUGUCCCAGCGCAUUGGUGGGGAGCUGGAGGAGCAGGCAGUGAUGCUGGAUGACUUCUCCCACGAGUUAGACAGCACUCAGUCGCGGCUUGAUAACGUCAUGAAGAAGCUCGCCAAAGUGUCUCACAUGACGAGCGACCGACGGCAGUGGUGUGCAAUUAUCGUCCUCUUCGUCAUCUUGCUGGUGGUGCUCAUCCUGUUUUUCGUCCUGUGAUGGACUGAACUUCCUCGGACGCCCCCUCCCCGCCCCCUCGCCCCAUAGCACGGGGAAAUGAAACUCUCACUGUUUCCGUCCGCCCACAGAGAUCCCCGGCAAGAAAACCCGCACCCAGCUCUGACCGUUCGCUGAGGACCGCGGCUCGGCUCUGCCGGCGUCUCACCUGGCCCUGGGGAGAGGGGGUGGAGGACUGGAGCUGCCUCCUCUCCCGGUGCGGUGCGAUCUGGCCCUGGGCUCCAGGUCUGGACCUAGGCAGCUGGAGGGGGACUUGACCCCUGCGCUUCCACCCGGUGCAGGUAGGAGCCAGUUGCAGCGGUCCCAAGCCGCCUGCGGUCAGAUGCGGACACAAAGCAGCGAGCCCUGGGGAGGACGGGAUGGGGU
Messenger RNA from Gavia stellata (red-throated loon), 1159 nucleotides. It is a transcript of the gene STX6, whose product is annotated as syntaxin 6. Gene Ontology annotation, biological process: intracellular protein transport; Golgi vesicle transport. Bases 11 to 775 code for a protein of 254 amino acids. Gene Ontology annotation, molecular function: SNAP receptor activity. The record is from RefSeq and is a predicted model, not a curated record. Gene Ontology annotation, cellular component: membrane. The transcript has 8 exons. Lineage: Eukaryota; Metazoa; Chordata; Aves; Gaviiformes; Gaviidae.